Symbiodinium pilosum is the source of this 1552-nucleotide messenger RNA. The record is from the annotation of a GenBank genome assembly. Lineage: Eukaryota; Dinophyceae; Suessiales; Symbiodiniaceae.
UAAAACAGGAGCGUCCUUCGGUGAGUCCUUGGGCAGCUCGGGGAGUACCUCCCUUGCAACCGACCGGAUUAUCCACGCCAUCGACGGGCUACGCAAGGCCCAAGACGAGGACAAGACCGGCACCAAAGGGACUCUUACUUCUGUCAAGGAGCCCGAGAAGCUCGACGUUUUCUUGGCCCGCGGGUGUGGGGAGACCCAGGUCGAACUCUGUCCGGGUGUCUACGGCAAGGAGCUGUUUCACGGCAUCAAGCGGGCGGUGGAGGCUUGGAACCCACCUACUGACCACCGGCUCGAGCAACGGUGCAAAGCGCCCGCCGCUUUUCUCACCUGGCUUCGUUACGCGGAGAAUGCAGUCAAAGUGUUUGGCACCGCAUAUGGACUGGAACACGUCCCCGAGAGGUUAGCGUUCCUGUCUUUUCUGCGCGAGGCCAACGAAGAGGCCAUUCGGGAGAGCCGGCGCCAGCUUUGUGCGAAACUCGGCACGGAGAAUCCUCGCCUUGAGGAUCUCAAGCUGAUAGCCCUCGCCCCAAACGAUGAUGGCACUCCAAAUUUUCAGUUUCCGCGAGUGUGGGACUUAAAAGACCCACAAGGCUACUUCCAGACAGUCGUCCUUCCUCGCCAGCAGCGCGCCAUGACACGGCUCCUCAACAAGCAGCUCCACGAGCAGGCUUUGGGCAGUAAUCGACGGCCGAAUAAAGCAGCUGGCGCUGACACCGGCAGCUACGAGGAUGAGGUCGAGACCGACCCGAAAGCCGGUAAACCGGCGCCGGAGGACGAUCCGCCGGAAGCGGCGGUGACAGCAUGUCCCAAGACAUCUUGCUCGGCCACGUACUCAGGAGGCGCAGUUCACCUCACUUCUAAGCUCUACCCCAAAGGCCUGUCGUUGCCAUUCGAGGAUCACCUCGAUAAGCUUGAAGUGAAGGAGGGUUCCCCUCCAUUGUUUGGGGCCGCACCGGCCAUGGAGAGCAGGCAGUGUCUCUGUCUCCACGUCGGACGGGUGUUCGCACCAGACCCCAGCCAAGCUGUAGCCCUGGCUCAGGACCUUCGAGGAGAGCUGUCUGAGGCGCAAGGCUACUUAGGCGACGCUGCUCCAAUGAUCUCUGAAGCCGAGGCAUUUGUGCGGCACAAUGCCCACGAUUGUCUGGCACCUCAUCAUGAGAAGGACUAUCGUGUCCUCCAAUUGUUUGCCCCCUCCUUCAUGAGCGGACGCGUCUUGGUGGUCCUGCGUGUGGUUCGCGACCUCGAAGCCCAGGGAUGGGCCUCCUUCUUGGAAAGUGGCGAGGGCGUCGGAGCGGACUCCACUACCGAUCGGCCUGACUGGGACCCGGCGGAGGUGCCGGAGUUUCCCUCCACACGCCUGCAGGAUCGCCCAUCCUUCAAGCACGGCCAGGAAGUGUUCGCCGGCUGGGCCGGUUGGACGGAUCCCCAGGCAGAGCACGAUCUCACUAAAGCCCCGGUCGUUAAGCGUCUGCGCGACUUGGCUGCGGCCACUCCGGCGGCCCCGGGCGUCCCGAACUUUUGGCAGUUUGGGUCACUGCACCACAUACUGUGA